Molecule: messenger RNA, 2235 nt
Organism: Effrenium voratum
Lineage: Eukaryota; Dinophyceae; Suessiales; Symbiodiniaceae
Source: the annotation of a GenBank genome assembly
AUGAGUGGCCCCAGAUUCUGUGGGGACAGUCCAGAUUCGCAAGCACAGGCAACUUAUCCAGCAGAUCAGACUUCGCCAGCAGAUCAGGGCUCGAUCAGUUCGCCUGCAGAUCAGAGUUUGGCGGCAGAUCAGAUUAGUGAUGUGCAGAUUCGGCAAGACUUUCAGCUCAAGACCAGCCAGCAAGCUGAGCUUAAUUUGGUGAUGCCCGUUUGCGCCACAGUCGGGGUGAAGUACGUGGACCCGGACCACAAAGUCCUAAAUGGGGGCUAUGUGGACAACGCUCAGCACUGCCAGGUAUCUUGUAGCCUUCUUCCGUUCUGCAAGACGUUUACCUUCUACCCCAAGACAAAGGCUUGCUGGUUGCUUGGCAGCUUGGCCUCUCCCCGCAAUGACUCAGCAGCCAUCAGCGGCCCCCAGGCCUGCAGUCAAUGGACUGGUCGGGAUGCCGAGGCAGCACAAUUCAUUAAGGAGAGCGUGAUGCAGGCAGCGAAGGUGUCUGGAGGCGCGCUGGAUGAAAUUGCAGCGGCUGCUCUCAAAGCAGCCCGCGAGUCAACGCUCGCGCCUGCGAAUCAGGUGGCGGAGGCUGCGCUGGCCUUUGGUGAAGCUAUUGCGACCUUGAUGCCAGAUAGCAGUAUCUCGGAGCAGGCGGCCGCAGCGGCGAAAGCUGCUCAAUCUGCUGCAUUGGGUGCUGGGAUGACAGCAGCAGAAACAGCUGAACUGGCCGUACAGGCGGCAGCCCACACCGCAGCUACCUAUGCCAAGUCAGCUGGCAUGGGCCUGCAGGAGCAGCUUUCGGCUACCCAAGAUGCUGCCAGCAAGGCAGCGGCCCAGAUGGGCAUGGACUCCCAAGAUCAAGCAGAAGCAGCAGUGGCGGCAGUCGCACAAGUAGCCGGGAGAGCUGCUUCCAAGGCAGGCAAGCCGGAGCAGGAGCAGCUCCGGGAAGUUGCAGCUGCUGCCAGUGCCACUGCAGCCGCGCUUGGCUUGGACAUUGCCCCUGAGAACACUGGCUCGGUGCCCAAGACGAACAAGGCCAUCAAGGCAGCUGCCUUUGCGACGUCACUGCCCAAAUGCGCGCUGAUGGGAGUUGUCUUCACAGACAAAGAUCAUUCGGACGUGAACGGUGGAUUCCCGCUGACCGCGAAUGAGUGCCAGACCAACUGCCACAAUGUAUGGUACUGCGAGGCAUUCAGCUACGACGUGCGCACCAAGGCAUGCUGGCUGCUGGGCAGCAACUCUGUGGCAACAGACGCAGGGCGCGACACGGUGAGCGGCCCUGGGCGCUGUGGUGAGCGGAUGGUUUUGAAGUUCGAUGACCAGAACGCCAAGAUGAAAACCUUGUGGGUGGUUGCCAAGCAGGCCAGCAGAGCAGCUUCAAAGGCUGGCAAGGGCUUGGCUGCCCAGUUUGCAGCAGCCGAAGAUGCCAUGAAGAUGAUUGGCACGGAUCUGCCGAGGGAUGAUGCAGUUCAGAUGGCUUCCAUAGCAGUGGCAGAAUGCGCGGCAUUCAAGCAAGAGGAGGCGGGACUCGCAGUCCAGGACCAGAUCGAUGCGGGGUCCCAGCGUGCUGCUGAAGCUGCUGCAGAAAAAGGAAUGACACAACAGGAGCAGUGGCAACAGGCUGUCACUUCGGCAGCAUCCCUGGCAUUGAAGCGAGUAUCGCUGAAAGAGAAGAGCAGGCUGGAGCAGGACGCGGCUGUGCAAACUGCUGCCCGGCAAGCGGCAGAUAGAUCCAACCUGCCAGAAGAUGUCAAAACAGCACAAGUAGCCGAGGCAGUGGACCAAGCCAACAAGUUCGUGGGCUGGAUGUUUUUGGAACCUGCUCUCGCAAAGGAGGUUUCAAAGCAAGGAGACGUGGCUCACAUUGGAGGUGCUGAAGGUGCUGAAGGACAAGCCGAGACCAAUGCGCGGGCAGCUGCUGCCCAACCAGCUCUACGGGAGCAACCAGUUUACACCUUCGGUGCACCAGCUGCCAAGCUGGGCAGCGCUCCCGCGGACCAAGAAGGAGGCAAUGCGCAGAGUUCGGGGCGGCUGCUUUGGUAUUUGAGCAUCGCGUGCUUUGUUUUAUUUGCCGUCCUGCUGGUGGUUAUCCCAGUGGCUGAUGUUAUUAAGACGAAAAGACGAACGAAACGCUCAGAGGGCCACCAUUCCAACAGGAGCUUCACCGACAGUGAGUCUGGGCUCCUCCUGGACAGCCAUGGCAUUGCACCCGGCGCUUCCAAACAGUCCCGACCCUUUUAG